This is a messenger RNA of Microstroma glucosiphilum, 5354 nucleotides long. Its product is annotated as UCH-domain-containing protein. Gene Ontology annotation, molecular function: cysteine-type deubiquitinase activity. The transcript has 3 exons. Lineage: Eukaryota; Fungi; Basidiomycota; Exobasidiomycetes; Microstromatales; Microstromataceae. The record is from RefSeq and is a predicted model, not a curated record. Gene Ontology annotation, biological process: protein deubiquitination. The coding region runs from base 266 to 5143 and encodes 1625 amino acids.
CCCUCCUCAUCCUACCGACACUCGUAGACGACGGCAACUCUCCACAUUGGCAUCUGCCACCUACCAGCUCCCGCGUGCUCGUCUUCGCCGUCGUCUGCCCAUAGUGUGGCCCCAUGCUCUGCACCCUCUCUCUCUUCUGGAUCUCAAAUCGGUAAGGGCGCAUCCCGCCCCUUGUCCAGUCGAAAAUACACUCCUCCGAGCGUCCUUCCCGCUGUAGGGUAGCAGGCACUCCCUCUUUCCACCAUUAGACCGCAAGACUCUUGGUAUGUCUGAACGGCUCAACCACCAACAAAGCUCUGACCAGGCCCAUCCACUUCAUCUAUCACCAACCUCUGCAAGGGCUACUCCUCCUCAGCCCUCUGCCUCGCAAGCCGAGCAGGGACAGGCACCAGUCGACGACGAGCAUCAGGCAGCGGCUACACUGCCACCUCGGUAUUCGCCCAGGGAGCAGCAGGAGCACUCUCCUCAGGCUACGACCUCAGCUUCAGCGCCCUUCUACCCGAUACCACCGGUCUCGUCGUCCCUUGGCCCGGCGACGCACUCUCAGGAUCCAUACCCUAGAUCAGAUUCGCCGCGGCGCAAAUUCCCCAUCUCGACCGGCAGCGCUGCUUCCCAGGUCAACGCUUUCAAGCGGGCUAGAACAUCUUCGCCUGGGUCUGAAGCUGGUGCUACCUACUCGGCUGCCAAUUCGGACUUUGGUGACGUCGAGAGCCCGAGUGUGCAAUCUUCCAAUCAUCACUCCGGUCAACACUUGCAUCGCCCUCACCAAGAGACCGCUUAUCUGCAAUCACAUCCGAUGAGUGACGCAGGAUCAUCUCUUGGGGGCAUCAUUGACGCCAAGGCUCUCCGGCUAGAUGAGCCCACCCCACCUCCUGAUUCCGCCAUGGCUUCCCCCUUGCUUCGCACAACAGCAGGAACAGCUCCCACACAGAAUGCGCCCUCUGCGACCGAACAAGCUGGCAGCAUCAGAGAGCUUAUGACCCUACCUCUCAAAUCAGGCGAUACCUGGUAUCUUGCCUCAACGACGUGGUUCAAGAAGUGGGCAGCAUUCUGUGACGCCGCAAAGGAGGUUCCUGGUAGCGAAGUCCAACACAACGUCGGAGCCAUCGACAACUCAGACCUGCUCGCCGUUGAUGCCGACAACUCUCUUGGUCAAGCAUCUCUUGCGCCGGAUCUUCGGGAGCAAGUCAAUUUCGAGCUGGUGCCUGCUGAAGCUUGGAAUCUCCUUGCAAGCUGGUACGGAGUCAGUGGACCAGUCUUCCCGAGGCAUUGCGUUCUAGGACCUGAUGGAAACACCGUCACACUCGAGCUUUACGUACCCAUGAUCAGCUUCACUCGGCUUGUGUCCCCGAUCACUGGGCAGAAUACGACAGAGAUACCUAUAGCAGUCAUCUCGCGAGCCACACCGCUGCUAGAGGUACGUCAGCGUGCAAUGGUGGAACUGCAGAUCAAGGUGGACAGCGAGGCAGACGUGCGGCUCUGGACACUGCCAGAUAACGUCUCUUCUGUGGUUGAGCUCAACGCCCGGGAGGCCCAGGCUGCAGAAGGCUAUGAGACCGUUGAAGAAGCAAUGCUGUCCGAGCAAUUGGCUGCUCUUCUCACUCGACCUCCCGGACAGGUUCAGCCGUUCGGUGUCGAAGUCAAAGGAUCAGACGGCGUUUGGCCUUCUGAUCGUGCAGAGGUGCAAUCGCCUGCCAAGGCCAGCGUGCGGAACAUCUUCGCGCAAACGGGAGGUGACUCUUUCUCCAAGCUCCAACAAGCGUCCCCGGGACCAGUUGCUAUCCCUGAGCCUCAGGGUGCGACUCAUGCGCCAAGAGCGAUGAGUACACGCUCCAAGACCGCCAGUGAGCGUUCAAGUGGCGUUAUCUUGGGUCUGAAAGGCUUGUCGAACAUGGGCAAUACAUGUUUCAUGAAUUCGGCCUUGCAGUGCUUAUCGAACACUCCCGAGCUAAGGGACUAUUUCGUCUCCAAAGUAUUCGAGGAUGAGAUCAAUGUGGACAACCCACUUGGUAACAAAGGAGCUCUUGCUGAGGCAUUUGGUCAUCUCAUUCAGCAGCUUUGGUCUGGCUUUGGAACAUCGUUUCAGCCCCGAGACUUCAAAUGGUCACUCGCUCGCUUCGCUCCUCAAUUCUCCGGCUAUGCUCAACAAGACACCCAGGAGUUGCUGGCUUUCCUCCUGGACGGACUCCACGAAGAUCUCAACCGAAUCAAGAAGAAGCCAUAUAUCGAGUCGCCCGACUGGCAGGGUGGGGGGCUCAAGGAGAUGGUCAAGUUCGCCAAGAAGCAGUGGGAGAUCUACAAAGCAAGGAACGACUCGGUCAUUGUCGACUUGUUCCAAGGACAAUAUCGCUCUACGCUGGUGUGCCCCGAAUGCUCAAAGGUUUCCAUCAAGUUUGAUCCCUUCAUGUACCUAACAUUACCGCUUCCAAGCAAGGCAAAAUGGAGGCACCAGGUCACCUUCGUUCCGUACGACCCACAGAGCCCUAUAAAGACGAUCAACAUGACUUUGUCCUAUGAAUCGAGCAUGUCAAAGCUAAAGCAGGUCAUCGGUGAAGUCACCGGUGCCAAUCCCAAAAGGCUCAUUGGCGGGGAACCUUACAACCGCAAGUUCUGGCGCUUCUACUACGACUACGAGCCGGUCCAUGUCAUCGAGAAAGCAGACCACGUCUUUUUCUGGGAACUCCCAGCAGACUUCUCCCUGAGCCCACCCAGGGUCAAAGGGCAGCAAAGGAGCUACUCCGAGCCAAGGCCCGUCGAGCCUCAGGCAUUCGAGAACCGAGCCUAUGCAUCUCUUGUGUCGGAGCACGAAAAGGAGGAGCAUGUAGUGCUGCCUGUUUUCACCCAGGUGCCCGAUGAAGCUGCUCCCCGAGGUCUGCCAUUCUUUGUCUCUAUUCCUAAAGACAAGGCCAAUGACUUAAAAGCAAUCCACCAAGCAGUCUUGGAACAGUACAGCCGAUACUCUCCAAACGCUGCAGAGCUUGCGGCCACGUUUGAGCCUCCCCGAGGACCUCUGAACGCCGGAGAUCCUACCUCUGCUGCCCCUCUUGGGCACGAUGCCACGGGCAACGGCAGCUGGGAGAUGAUCAACGCUCAGCAGAAGCCUCUUGAUGAAAUUUCGGGCGACACAUUUGCCGAGAUCACGCCAAACGGUGAUGUCAUCGAGACUUCAGCAAGUCGAUCUUCGUCCCAAGAAGCGGCUGCAGCUGUAGGACCGAGCAUCAUCGAAGAACUACCACAGGCUUUACUGCCGGCCUACGAGAUCCUGUAUAUGCUCGUUCCGCCCGGCUCGAGUAAGCCUUUGUUGACCGAUGGCACAGCUUGGGAAGAUGCGAGUGAAGGCCUUCUCCAACGAGCUGAAAGACUUGGUGUCCAAGGACCCAACGCAGAAGAAGAGAUUGCGCCUCCCUCACGCCCUUCGGUACCACUAGUCUACACAGGAGGAGCUCUCGUCUGUGUAUGGAACCGUGGCGCCGCCAAUGAGCUCUUGUCAGCAAGCUCACUUGAGAAUGAGUGGGGAGACUUGCGAGAAGAGGUGGACGACCCUCAGACUACUCAAGACAAGAUCGCAGCUACGCAGAAGAGGAAAGGCAAAGACACGCUCCACAUCGAUGACUGUCUCGAUGAGUUCACCAAGGAGGAAAAAUUGGGUGAGGAAGACCCAUGGUACUGCCCUCAAUGCAAGGACUUCCGACAAGCCACCAAGAAGUUCGACCUGUGGAAGGUCCCCGACAUUCUCGUCGUUCACUUGAAGAGGUUCAGCGCUGGAAGGGGACUGCGCGACAAGAUUGAGACGGUCGUUGACUUCCCCAUCGAGGGUCUGGACCUGACAGCUAGGGUAGAGGCUGCUAAAGCGGUGAAGCAAUUAGACGAAGAGAAGGCAGCCGGCAUGACAGAUGAUUCGUCUAGUGCAGAAAGCAGCGGCAGCGCUUCUCCUACCGCUGCUGAUGGAUUGGCCGCCCCUGAGGACCUGAGCGCCAGCAUCCUCUCGGCCAUUUCGGAAGCAAAUGACGAUGCUGUCACAUCUGACAAGCCCAUCUACGAUCUCUUUGCCGUUGACAAUCACUUCGGAGGACUCGGUGGCGGGCACUAUACCGCCAGUGCCAGGAACGACCUGGACGGCAAGUGGCACUACUUUGACGACUCUCACGUCCGAGAGAUUCGCGACCCAGAGGAGGUCAAGAGCUCUGCGGCAUAUCUGCUCUUCUACCGUCGAAGGACUACUAGAGCUAUCGGUGGCAAGACGAGGGAGAUUGUCAAGACUGCCAGGGCCAGGGAGGAAGCUGCUGCUGCCCAGCGACCUCCCGCUUUCGACGCACCCUACGAAGGCGACGAGACGAUGAAGGUUACCGUCGAAGACUACCCGUCUUCGUCCUAUGCCGGUCCCUCUUCCCUGGCAGGCAUCCAGGCGGCCUCGAGUAUCUACAGAAACACGGGCAGAAAUGCCUCUUCCCGCACCCUCGAUUCGGACGAUGCAGAGGACGCGCCACCUAUCGCCCUCUCGUGGGGUCGCGACUCGCACCAGAUGCCCGGAAGCUUCCACCCAUACGUCUCGCCUGGAAGCUCUCCCUCCCCAGACGACUCGAACUCUUUCGACCCAUAUGAAAAGGAUGAUACCCCGCCUGAGAGCUUCGGCGGUGCUCCUAGUGGCUAUCAUGAAUCUUCCAUCCGUUCAGGCUUACGCGCAAGGAGGACUCAGUGGAUCGACAGCGACGACGAUGUUGAGGAGCCCGAGGCGGUGUAUCGCGGUGUGGGAAGACAGCAAGACAGCAGUAGCAGUAGUGGAAGUACUGCUCUGCUAGGUCCGGCAGCUGCUCAUCAUCUGCCACACCAACAAGAACCACCACGAUAUACCCCUCGAGCUCGGGGUGGGGCUGGAAUUGGGGAUGGAGGCGAUGAUGACUAUGACGAGGUUGCGGGAGUGACUUCUUCAGCCCCUGAUAGCGGUGCAGCGGGCGACGAGAGUAUCGCUUCGGACGAGGCGGAGGGCGAUGUUUCCAGCGAUGAGGAAAGAGGAGCAGUCUCCAGCGAUGAUGGAGAGGUGGCUCCGCCCAGUGUUGGCCGAGGCGAGAUAGUAGGCGGAUUUGGCGAUGAGCAGGACGACGGGGAGGUUCAUGCCCUUGGGAAGAAGGAUUGGAGCUCGUAGAAUGCCGUCGAUGACGACGAGGACCACCAAGGAGAAAGAUCUUUCAGACCAGUAGCCGCACUUGAACGGUCAGCCAUAGAAGAUCUGAGGCUUUUAUUUCCUUUGCCGGGAGCUAAAAUUAGAAAGACCGUUGCCGCUCUGUACAUCUUUCGGCCCCUCUAAUAGGGAAAUUUUCAAGAGGUCUUUAUCCAGCAGCUCACAGCAGGGGGUG